AUGAAGCUCGUCACGCGAAACCUCGUCCCCAACGGGCCCGGCUCCGUCAAGCUGCUGCCGCAGAUUGAGGACGACCUGUGGGACGCGUACAACCUGAUCGCCGUCGGCGACACCGUGGAGGCCGUCACGGUUCGGAAGAUCGGGGGCCGCGACACGGAGCGCGUGAAGCUAACGCUGGAGAUCGCGGUGCAGUCGGUGGAGUACGCCACGGAGGACUCGCUGAUGCGCGUGCGCGGCAAGAACCAGACCAAGAACGAGUACGUCCAGAUCGGGCAGUACCACACGCUGGAGCUGGAGAUCAAGCGGCCCUUCAUCCUGCGCAAGGAGGUCUGGGACUGGCCGGCGCUCGACAGGAUCCAGCAGUCGUGCGACGAGACGGCCACCAACGCCGACCUGGCGGUGCUCCUCAUGCAGGAGGGGCUCGCCCACCUCUUCCUCGUGGGGCGGAGCGUGACGGCCACCAGAGCCCGCAUCGAGGUGCCCAUCCCCAGGAAGCACGGCUGCGCCAUGGCCGCCUACGCCACGGCGCUCAACGACUUCUUCGGCCGCGUCCUCGACGCCUUCCUCAACCACGUCGACUUCGGCCUCGUCCAGUGUGUCGUCAUCGCCAGCCCCGGAUUCACCAGGGACCAGUUCCGCGACUACAUGCUCCUGCAGGCCACACGGCGGGGCGACAUGCGCGCCGUCACCGAGAACAAGGCGCGCAUCGUGCUCGCCAGGGCGCCCUCCGGGUACCCGCACAGCCUCAAGGACGUUCUCGGCGAGAAGAGCGUCAUGGCGCAGAUCAAGGACACCAAGGCCGCGCAGGAGGUCCCGGCCAUGCAGGAGUUCUACGACAUGAUCACCAAGGACUCGGACCGGGCCUGCUACGGCCCCAAGCACGUGGAGCUUGCGAAUGAGCGCCUCGCCAUCAAGACUCUGCUGCUCACGGAUACUUGGUUCAGGAGCCCCGACGUUGCCGCCAGACGCAAGUAUGUGGACCUCGCCGAGUCCGUCAAGAAGCUCGGCGGCACCGUGCGGGUCUUUUCAUCCAUGAAUGUCUCCGGCCAUCAGCUCGAGCAGGUCACGGGAAUAGCUGCCGUACUUCGUUUUCCCCUUCCCGAUUUGGACCACAUCGAGAUGUGA
Messenger RNA from Lolium rigidum, 1125 nucleotides. Its product is annotated as protein PELOTA 1-like. The transcript has a single exon. The record is from RefSeq and is a predicted model, not a curated record. Gene Ontology annotation, biological process: nuclear-transcribed mRNA catabolic process, no-go decay; nonfunctional rRNA decay; ribosome disassembly. NCBI's taxonomy places the organism in Eukaryota, Viridiplantae, Streptophyta, Magnoliopsida, Poales, Poaceae. Bases 1 to 1125 code for a protein of 374 amino acids. Gene Ontology annotation, cellular component: cytoplasm.